AUGGAGCACAGCCACAUCUUCCCUGUUUUUUCCCCAAAUGGGAGCACCUGGAGCCCGGGGCAGCCCCCCUCCGAGGCGGCCCAGGGAUGCCCUCUCGGACCGCUGCCUGUCAUCUACUACAGUGUGCUGCUCUGUCUGGGCCUACCUGCUAACAUCCUGACAGUGGUCAUCCUGUCCCAGCUGGUGCUGCGUCGUCAGAAGUCCUCCUACAACUAUCUCCUGGCUCUGGCGGCCGCUGACAUCCUGGUCCUGCUCCUGAUUGUAUUUGUCGAUUUCAUACUGGAGGAUUUUAUCAUGGCCACGCCGCUGCCGCCGUCAUUAAACAAGGCCGUGCAGGUCCUGGAGUUCUCCUCCAUUCACACCUCCAUCUGGAUCACCGUGCCCCUGACCGUCGACCGCUACAUCGCGGUGUGCCACCCGCUGCGCUACCACACCGUCUCCUACCCAGCCCGCACACGCAGGGUGAUAUUCGCCGUGUAUGUUGGGUGCUUGUUGUCUGCAGCUCCUUAUUACUGGUGGCCUGAGCUAUGGCACAGCCUGCCAGGAAUGGGCAGUGGUGGUGUUUCAGGAGGAGGUGAAGGAGGAGGAGAGAGCAACAGGAGAACCGUGGCCCAGCACGUCCUGGUGUGGGCCCACUGUGCCACCGUCUACCUCCUUCCCUGCACCGUCUUCUUCUCCCUCAACGCCGUCAUCGUGCGUAAGCUACGCAAACGACGCAGCUGUUUCCGCCUCCGUGGCUACUCCACCGGCAAGACCACCGCCAUCCUCCUCGCCAUCACCUCCAUCUUCGCUGUGCUGUGGGCACCGCGCACCCUCAUGAUCCUCUACCACUUCUACUCGCCCCCUCCAGCCUCACAGGGUGCCGGCCGACUGCUCCACAUGCUCACCGACCUGGCCAACAUGCUCGCCUUGCUCAACACCGGGGUCAACUUUUUCCUCUACUGCUUCAUCAGCAAGCGUUUCCGGGGCAUGGCGGCCAACGUGCUGCGAGCGCUGGUCCACUGCCGCAAGCAGCCGCCGCCGUUCUACGCCAGCCACAACUUCUCCAUCACAAGCAGUCCCUGGAUCUCACCAGCCAACUCCCACUGCAUCAAGAUGUUUGUGUACCAGUAUGACAAAAAUGGGAAGCCCAUCUGCAUUUCCUCGUGA
This is a messenger RNA of Limanda limanda (common dab), 1149 nucleotides long. RefSeq names its product G protein-coupled receptor 139 (gene gpr139). The record is from RefSeq and is a predicted model, not a curated record. Gene Ontology annotation, molecular function: neuropeptide receptor activity. NCBI's taxonomy places the organism in Eukaryota, Metazoa, Chordata, Actinopteri, Pleuronectiformes, Pleuronectidae. Gene Ontology annotation, cellular component: membrane. The transcript has 2 exons. The coding region runs from base 1 to 1149 and encodes 382 amino acids. Gene Ontology annotation, biological process: G protein-coupled receptor signaling pathway.